Eimeria tenella is the source of this 366-nucleotide messenger RNA. The record is from the annotation of a RefSeq genome assembly. NCBI's taxonomy places the organism in Eukaryota, Apicomplexa, Conoidasida, Eucoccidiorida, Eimeriidae.
AUGACUCAAAUAAAUACUUAUUUUAAUAUUGCAGAUAAUAGUGGUGUAAAAAAAAUAUUAUGUAUACAAAAUUUAACAAAAAAAACUAAAAAAAUAGAAAUAGGAGAUUUAAUUGUAGGUGUUAUUAAAAAAAUUAAUAAUACAAGUAAAUUAAUUUACUCUAAUAUAGUUUAUGGAAUUGUUAUUAGAUUAAAAAAAAAUAUAAAUUUAUAUAAAAAAUAUAAUAUUUCUUUUAAUGAUAAUUCUGCUGUAUUAGUAGAUAAAAAUUUAAACCCAAUAGGAUCUCGUAUAUUUGGAACUAUUCCUAAAUUUUUAAAAAAAAAAAAUUAUUUAAAAUUAUAUUCAUUAACUGUAGAUUUUAUUUAA